Messenger RNA from Sycon ciliatum, 2234 nucleotides. RefSeq names its product protein O-glucosyltransferase 1-like. The record is from RefSeq and is a predicted model, not a curated record. The coding region runs from base 174 to 1331 and encodes 385 amino acids. Gene Ontology annotation, cellular component: endomembrane system. The transcript has 11 exons. Gene Ontology annotation, biological process: protein O-linked glycosylation; positive regulation of Notch signaling pathway. NCBI's taxonomy places the organism in Eukaryota, Metazoa, Porifera, Calcarea, Leucosolenida, Sycettidae. Gene Ontology annotation, molecular function: UDP-glucosyltransferase activity; UDP-xylosyltransferase activity.
CUACAGAUUCCAUCGGAAUGUCGCCGAUCGAAGACGCGUCUACUUCUCUGUUCUGGUUGGGAAUGUUGUGUAUCACAAAGGUACAUGGAAUUAAUUAGUACAAGUCCACAACCUUUAUUCUUCGGAAUCCUCAGGAUUUUUUAAAGUAAUUAAUAUCCGUUCAAUUGGAAUUCAUGACGGUCACCAUGAUUAUACAACUUGUGGUGUUUUGCCUCUGUCUGGCAAUCCUCCCUUCUUGCGUCUCCUAUGCUAGCCAGGACAAGUGGGACAAGUACUUGCAUCGCAUUGACAUCGCCAAUGCCAGUUACACGGGAUGCGGCAGCAGUGAUGAGGCAAGCAGUUGCUAUGCCGACGUAAUAGCUGAUGAUCUGUCUGCCUGGCGUUCGCGCGGCAUUGGCAAGGCCGAUAUUGAACGCGCCGGCGCUACGUUGGCCACGCGCUACCAGGUUCUCAAUCACAAGCUGUACCGCAAUCCAAGAUGUGUUUUCCCUGCCAGAUGUGAAGGUGUGGAGCACUUUCUUCUAUCCAUACUGAAAGACCUGCCCGACAUGGAUAUCAUGAUCAAUGUCUACGACCACCCACAGGUCCCGAAGUAUUCACAGCCUUCGCCUGUUUUCAGCUUCAGCCGUGACUCGCACUUCUCCGAUAUCAUGUACCCAGCCUGGACAUUCUGGUCUGGUGGUCCUGCUGUGUGGCCUCUAUACCCCACAGGGCUGGGUCGAUGGGAUCUGCAGCGCGACAUCAUCACCAAGAAAGCGGAUGCUACGCCGUGGAGUGAGAAAGAGUCGAAGGCCUUUUUCCGUGGAUCAAGGACAAGUUCUGAGCGAGACCCAUUGAUCCUCUAUUCUCGGAAGCAUCCAGAAUUUGCUGCCGCAGCGUACACGAAAAACCAAGCGUAUCGCUCUAAAAAGGACACACUGGGAGAGGAACCCGCCGAAGGGGUACCACUGGAAGACCAUUGCAAAUACAAAUACUUGUUCAACUUCCGCGGUGUGGCGGCUAGUUUCCGCUUCAAGCAUCUGUUCAUGUGUCGUUCCCUGGUGUUCCAAGUCGGCGAGGAGUGGCUGGAGUUUUUCUACCCAGCCCUCAAGCCGUGGGUUCACUACAUCCCGCUGGACACGGAUUUGAAAGACUUUGAUGAGGUUCUUCAGUUUGUACGGGAGCACGAUGACGUAGCUCAGCAGAUUGCAGAACGUGGCUACGACUUCAUCUGGAAUAAUCUGCAGCUGUCGGACGUGCAGGCAUAUUGGCUACAGCUGUUGACUGACUAUGCUGCUCUCCUUCAGUACAAGCCACAGCUGGCAGAGGACAUGAUUGAGAUCAGUCCUUGACAAAUCACCGACCAGCAAGCAUCUCACCCAUCUACGGUAUGGUGGCAGUCAACGAAUCUACCGUCCGGUAUCCAUGAUGGGGUGCUAGUCUAACAGUUCGCGUACUGAUUCUCAUCACCUGCGACUAUAAUAGCAGGAGCCUCUGUCUGGACAACGGCGAGGUGAAGCAAAUACGGACCAAUCCCCUAUGCUGGUGGCCACCUGUUUGCCGAGUUAUGUAGUUGAGUUAGUUGGUCAGUUACAUAGUAGUGCUGGCAGCACUGUGUUCCUUCUCUGGCUUACAAGCUGUCGCUGGCUUUCAACAACACAGCGUUGUUCACGCUGUGGCUGUAUGCGAUUGGCACUGACCAGCUAUGUGCUUUGUCGGUCUUCUGUCCGUGGCGGAGCAUCUGCGGCAUUCUUGAAAGAAUACAUCCAUGCCGGUGUUGCCUUCAUGCCCGUAUGCCCACCUCACAGUUGUGUGCUAUCCUACCGCAUUGCCCGGAGCAUGGUGAAACGCGGCAGCACACAGGUGCAGUGUUUACAGCUGCAGUUUAUAGCGACUAGUCAUUUUCAAACAUUAGAUUAUUUUGUUAACCUUCUCCGUGCUGCUAUCUUUUACUCAGCAUUCUACCGACUGUUUUUUUACUGUGUAGAAACUGCACAUUAAUGUACAGUCAAACCCAUUCAGGACCCAACACCAAGGUAUCGAUGGUAUUUGUUCGCAAUAACAGGAGUUCUUCUUAUCCAUAUGACUGUUAUUCCCAGUGCAUACACAGUUUUUAUAUCCCAUAACACAAUGAAUACUAGUUUUUCAGCUUUAUGCAUAUAUUCUAAAAGAAAAGUUUGUGCAGUACAGGGUAGUAGUCUAGAGUUCAAUCUGUUUAGUAACUCUCUUUUAUAAUACAUAAUAAUAACAUCACA